CCCGUCCCGCCGGAACCCAUCUCCGCCGCGACUUUUCAAAAAACCACCCCCGCGGGGCCGUCUACGAGCACGAUUUCGGCAUCGAUCACAACCAACCCACGACCAGCCAAACCUCCCACAAACCUCUCCCUCCCUCCGAACUCCUAUCGCAAAACCCCCCUCAACCUCGCCCAACAUGCAAGGCUUCAACAUGGGACGCUACGUCCCGCCCGAACACGAAGGCACGACAACAGGCAACGCCCUCGCCCGCAAACACCCCCUCGGCGCCCGCGCCUCCAAACCGGGCAUCCUCGUCGUCCGCUUCGAGAUGCCCUUUGCCAUCUGGUGCGCCACCUGCCCGAAACCCACCAUCAUCGGCCAGGGCGUCCGCUUCAACGCCGAGAAGAAGCGCAUCGGGUCCUACUUCUCGACGGCGAUAUGGCAGUUCCGCAUGAAGCACGCCGACUGCGGCGGCUGGAUCGAGAUCCACACGGACCCCAAGAACACGGCCUACGUCGUCGUCUCGGGCGCCAAGAAGCGCGACACGGGCGAGGAAGGGAGGGUUCCGGCCGAGGGGGAGAUGGCCAUCCUCACGGAAGAAGAACGCGAGAAGCUCCGCAGCAACGCCUUCGCCUCCCUGGAGAAGACGAUUGAGGACCGGCAACACCUCGCGCAGGCGACGGAGCGCAUCGACGAGUUGCAGGACGCUGCGAAACGGGACUGGGACGAUCCGUACACGCGCAACAAGGCGCUUCGCGCGACGUUCCGCGCGGGACGGCACCAGCGCGAGAAGGAGGCCGCCGUGGGCGAGGCGCUGAAGGAUAAGAUGAGUUUGGGGAUCGAGCUCGUGCCUGCGACGGAGGAGGAUGCGCGGCGGGCGAGGUUGGUUGAGUUUGGGGGUGUUGGGGACGGGGUUGACGAGGCGGGGCUGAAGGCUUUUGCGAAGCCGCUUUUUGCGCCGCCUUCUUCUUCUUCUUCUUCUACUACUUCUUCCGCUGCGGCUUCUACUUCGGCUAGGGACUGCAAGUCUACAAAGACGACGGCUGGUAAGGCGGCGCUGCUGCCCAAGGGAACACCCAAAGCCGAAGUCCUCGCUUCCAAGAGGAGGGAGACCAUCGUCUCCGAAAUUGUCGGGAACACGCGCAUGGCGAGGGAUCCGUUCCUGGUCGAGACCAAGGGGGCGACGGAGAGGUCUUCGGCGCCGAGGAUCCCGGGGCUGAAGAGGAAGCGUGAUGAGGGUGGUGGUGAUGGUGCUGGUGUUGGUGCGCAGCAGAAACAGGAGUUGUCAAAGACCACUGAGCCCGAGCAGGACACACCAUCGUCAAAGUCGCUUGUGGCGUACGACUCUGAUUCGGAUUGAGAAGGAAUUCCUCUACACUUUGAAUUCGCAAGGAGCGUUGCAUGGGUUGUUUGUACGGCGUUUAGCGGAUAUGAUUUAGAGCAGAGAUACCCCAGG
Colletotrichum scovillei is the source of this 1435-nucleotide messenger RNA. RefSeq lists its product as uncharacterized. Bases 176 to 1339 code for a protein of 387 amino acids. Gene Ontology annotation, cellular component: U2-type spliceosomal complex; post-mRNA release spliceosomal complex. The transcript has a single exon. The record is from RefSeq and is a predicted model, not a curated record. NCBI's taxonomy places the organism in Eukaryota, Fungi, Ascomycota, Sordariomycetes, Glomerellales, Glomerellaceae. Gene Ontology annotation, biological process: mRNA splicing, via spliceosome.